AUGAACCUGACCACGACCAAGACCCGUCUCAAGGGGGCUCAGACGGGUCACUCGCUGCUCAAGAAAAAGUACGUUACCCGACUCGCAGCCAAUACAACUCGCCCGCUCCUUUCUUCUACCCCCCCCCCCCCCACUUGCGCACAGCGUGAAACUUACGCUCUCGACCUCCUCUCCGACCAGGUCCGACGCGUUGAACAAACGAUUCCGAGCGAUCCUAGGCAAGAUCGACGAGGCGAAACGCAAGAUGGGCCGCGUGAUGCAACUCGCCGCCUUCUCCCUCGCCGAGGUGACCUACGCCACGGGCGACAUCUCGUACCAGAUCCAAGAGUCCAUCACCGAAGCCACAUUCAGGGUCCAGACCAAGCAGGAGAACGUAUCGGGUGUUAUCCUGCCCACAUUCGAGCCGUUGCAUUCCAAAGCUGAUGGUGGCAAUGGGGGUCAGUCGUCAUUACCUUAUAAUUCGGGCGAGUACUAUUCUGCUCACGUUCAGCUACGCACGCACAGGUUUCGGCUUGACGGGUUUGGGACGAGGUGGUCAGCAAAUCACAAAGUGCCGAGAAACGUUCGCAAAAGCUGUCGAGACCUUGGUCGAGCUGGCUUCCUUACAGGUGCGCAUGAACCACCCAAUCCCCACCUCCAUCUUCAGCACCGAAUCCUGACCCCCCUCUUUCCACUCCACCCCUCUACAGACCGCCUUCGUUAUUCUGGAUGAAGUGAUCAAGAUGACCAACCGACGUGUGAAUGCGCUCGAGCACGUCGUCAUUCCGCGACUGGAGAACACGAUCAACUACAUCAACUCAGAGUGGGUCCAUCUUUGACAACGGCAUACACCCUUCGUCCAAGCUAACCUCACCUGUCUUCCAAACCUUCAGGCUCGAUGAGAUGGACCGAGAAGAAUUUUUCCGUCUCAAAAAGGUGCAGAGCAAGAAGAAGCGGGAUGGAGCGGCGAGGGAAUUGGAGGAGAAGCAAAAGCGGGAGGCAAAGGAGAAGGCGGGGGAACCGAUCGAGGAGGUCGAUGAGACCCCGAGCGCGAAUAUGGUGGACGAGAAGGAUGAAGAUGGUAGGUCUUCCCUGUUGUUCUGCUUCCUCGGAUGAGGGUAUGCUGCUGACGCCCUGCUCCAUACUUGGCCCUUCGCAGUUAUCUUCUAA
Molecule: messenger RNA, 1149 nt
Organism: Microbotryum saponariae
Lineage: Eukaryota; Fungi; Basidiomycota; Microbotryomycetes; Microbotryales; Microbotryaceae
Source: the annotation of a GenBank genome assembly